Dovyalis caffra is the source of this 414-nucleotide messenger RNA. The record is from the annotation of a GenBank genome assembly. Lineage: Eukaryota; Viridiplantae; Streptophyta; Magnoliopsida; Malpighiales; Salicaceae.
AUGGCAGCCUCCACAGGUUCUUUGAUCUCUAUGCAAUCCCGUCCUGGAAUGGCUGCAUCCAGGAUCUCUAGCUUGAAGCCAGUUUCACUUUCAAAACAAGGAAGAAGCUUCCUGUCUUUUGGGUUUCGGUCUGUGCCAGCUCGCAGCCUUCGGGUUUCAUGCGCUGCCAAACCAGAAACAGUUGCAAAGGUGUGUGACAUAGUGAAGAAACAGCUGGCAUUAGCAGAUGAUACUGCUGUUACUGGGGAAUCAAAAUUUGCAGCACUUGGAGCUGAUUCUCUUGAUACGGUUGAGAUUGUGAUGGGACUUGAGGAGGCAUUUGGUAUCAGUGUCGAAGAGGAGAGUGCCCAAACCAUUGCAACAGUUCAGGAUGCUGCUGAUCUUAUUGAGGCUCUCGUUGAGAAGAAAGAUUAG